Sitodiplosis mosellana (orange wheat blossom midge) is the source of this 5272-nucleotide messenger RNA. RefSeq names its product phospholipid-transporting ATPase 11C. Bases 779 to 4894 code for a protein of 1371 amino acids. Gene Ontology annotation, cellular component: endoplasmic reticulum; trans-Golgi network; plasma membrane. Lineage: Eukaryota; Metazoa; Arthropoda; Insecta; Diptera; Cecidomyiidae. The transcript is spliced from 16 exons. The record is from RefSeq and is a predicted model, not a curated record. Gene Ontology annotation, molecular function: ATP binding; ATPase-coupled intramembrane lipid carrier activity; ATP hydrolysis activity. Gene Ontology annotation, biological process: phospholipid translocation.
GCGUGUCCGCGUUCACUCGCUCGCUCGCUUGCUUGCUCGUUUCUGCAUGUAGUUGUGUGUUGUUAGAUACACAGAGAGAACUAAUUUCAGUUUUGAGAAUACCGUCGAUCAGUUUAGAUCUGUUUCAUAUUUUCGGCGCAUAUCAUAAAACUUUCAUUUUAGUUUUCUGUGUUGAUCAUUUUUUGUGGGCCAACAUGAUCACGGAAAAUACCUAAGUGAAACUAGUGUUUCUUGCAAGUUUGUUAAAUUCGACAAUUCAAAUCGCAACCAAAAUAAAUUGAAAUCGACAAAACCACGAAGAAAAAACUUAAUUUCCAAAUUUGACCGCCUUUCGUGUUGUGUAUUUAUAGUUAGAAAACAAGCGAAGCGAUCGCUUCCACUUGGAAGAGUCAGUAAAAAGAAAUAUAUACGAUAUAUUUGACGAUUACGAAAUGUAGAAAAUGUGUCAUUCACGAAUAUGAAUGUGGAUUUAUGUGAAAACCAAUUUCAACCGAGAAUAGCUUACAUUUCGUACAUGCAACAGCAAUUUCAUGUGAAAUAUUGUCGUGUGUUUACGUCGAUUCUCUUUUUUUCGCGCUGCGUUUUGUUGUUGUUUUUGUUAAAUUCGCGAUAGUUCUUUGUGGAACUGUUUUUGGAGCUGAAGUCAUAUUCUUGUUUUAAACCAUGAUCAAUAACAAAAUGCUGCCAGAUUAAACGAAUACCAACGAAAAAGGAAGAGAGAAAGAAGAAGCAGAAGAAACAGAGGUAGAAGCACACCUGAAAUGAAACGAUCAUCAUCAUGUCUUGGUCGAUCGGAACGGUUUAUACGAAACCGUGGUUUUGGCGAAAGGGCAACCGAGUGUCAACGGAAAGUGAUUCAAUAGCAAUUAGAAUAGGUAGUAUUGAUGACUGUGAUAAUGAUGGAAAUGUGGCAACGGAAAAGAGAGCGACAUCAUCCACAACAACAACAACAACAACGACGACGACAACGUCGUCAUCAUCGCCGCCGUCGACCAAAAGCAAGGGCAGUUUCUUCAGACCGAGCAUCCGAAAUAAGAAAGCAAAACGGCCCAUUGCCAACAACCGUGUUAAAUCUACCAAUUACACCCUCAUAACAUUUCUACCAAAGAAUUUGUAUGAGCAAUUCAAGCGAAUCGCCAAUUUCUACUUUUUAAUUAUGACCACGCUUGCAAGUGUGAUUGAUAGAUUUGGCGAUAGCCCCGUAUCGAUAUGGACGUCAUUGCUUCCGCUAGUAUUUGUAAUAAGUGUAACGGCGAUUAAACAAGGGUAUGAAGACUAUUUACGUCACAAAGCCGAUAACCUUGUCAACAGAUCUUAUGCAACCGUCAUUCGAAAUGGUGUCGAAAUAGACAUUAAGUGCGAAGAUAUAUUGCGAGGCGAUCUGGUUAAAGCGUCCAGAGACUGCGAUGUUCCAUGUGAUUUAGUACUGUUGAAAACAUCCGAUCCAGAUGGCAAGUGCUAUGUGACGACUGCAAAUUUAGACGGUGAAACCAAUUUGAAGGCACUGUUCGUACCGAAAGGGUUUCCUAACGAUGUUUCCAUUGAAAAACUUCAUGAUAUCGGUUCGAUUGAGUGUGAUCAACCGCUGGCCGAUUUAUAUACAUUUAAUGGUAGAUUAGAAAUUGGGCCAACAUUUUUUUGGCGUCAACAUCAUGAGCCUACAUUUAGCGAUACAUUACGAAGACACCGACGAACUCUGCCACUGACCGCUGAUCAUUUGCUAUUGCGUGGUUCACGUAUUAAAAACACCGAAUGGGCUAUCGGCUGUGCGGUGUAUUGUGGUCAGAAUACAAAACUUGCACUGAACGGAAAAGUUUUUCGGUCAAAAAAUAGCUCCAGCGAACGAUUCAUUGAUCAAUUUUUGAUUUUGUUCGUGCUCGUCAUGAUAACUCUAGUUGCCUCAUGCUGUGGAAUGAAAAUCUAUUAUGACAGUAAGAUGAUAGAUCAUAAUGUGUAUUUGGGUGAUCCGAAAACAAAGGAUCUCCUUUAUAAAUAUAUAGGAGACUUUUUGUCGUUUUUAAUUCUAUUCAACUAUUUAAUACCGAUAUCACUGUAUGUGACCAUUGAGAUGCAUAAAUUCCUUGGCUCAUUGUUUUUGGAAUGGGAUUUGGAUUUGUACGAUGUUGAAAUGAAUCAGCAGUGCCUUGUGAAUACAUCGAAUUUGAACGAUGAGUUGGGACAGGUGAAAAUUUUAUUCUCAGAUAAAACAGGCACGUUAACGAAAAACGAGAUGAUUUUACAGCAAUGCUCAAUCAAUGGCAAAAAAUAUAAGAUCCAAAAUUUCGGUUUGCGUGAAGAGAAUAGCUCGAGUAUUAUGCGUUUACCACAAUAUGAUCCGUAUAUGCGAAACUUUUUUCAAACUCUAACGACGUGUCACACGGUGCAAGUGGCAAAACUGGAGAAAGUCUCCGAAGCUGACGAUGCCGAGAUGAAAGGAUCUUUUGAAAUGGUUGAGUCGUCCGGUUCAUUGGUGGAAAUCGAAGAGGAUGUGAAAAGAAAAGCAGAAACCGAACAAAAUACUAAGCAAAAUGAAGUUUGCUUACCUAGCAAUCCGCUUGAGAAUAUGCCAGCUGUUCAACUUCGGCGAGAGCAUCGUCGAGUGGCAAGUGCAUCGAGUGGCAUUCGCAAAAUAAGCUUCAGCAAAGAGAACAAAAUUGCAAUUCUUGCCAAUUUCCCAGUGGGUGCACGGGAUUUUGCACCAAAAAUACCAUCGCCAUUGACUGUUGAACCUCCGUUCCCAUUCCGACCAGAGAGACUGGAGUACAAACGAACAUUGUCCACGAAAGUGGGAGGGCCACAAGAGCGUAUAACGUUUGGCCAUCGUCGAACGCAGUCGUUGAAUGUACCGCAAAACCAAGUAAAUCAAUUCACGGGAAAGAAUGAACUUCGCAAGAGUAUUUAUAAUCGGAGCUCAACCAAUAUUGCCAAUACGCGUGAAUUCUAUGCGGCACCCGCCUACAACGAAGCCUCUUUGUUGGAACGACAAGAGUCAAUGCGGCUAUCCACCCAUUCCAUUGGGAGUGUGACUGCACAAUUCGAUUACCAAGCAUCAAGCCCAGAUGAAAAGGCAUUAGUUGAAGGAUGCGCUAAAGUUGGUUACAUAUUUACUGGUGAAAAAGGCGGAUACCUCAACAUAAAGCUCCAAAGUCAAAGGCCAACAAAAGGAUUGUCGACCAACGAAAUCAACGUAGAAAGACUGUAUACACUGGAGUUUACUUCAGAUCGCAAACGAAUGAGUACAAUUAUUAAAGAUGGCAAGGGUGAUAUUUGGUUGUAUACAAAAGGUGCUGAAAGUCACGUGUUUCCGCUGUGUUUGAACACAUCGUCACAACAAAACCUAAUGAAACUAACACAACAACAUAUUGAUGAUUUUGCUAAGGUUGGCUUGAGAACAUUAGCGGUUGCUCGGCGAAAAUUGACAUUAGAGGAGUAUAACCAAUUCGAUAUUGAUAUUACAAAUGCGAGCAAUGCACUGGCCAAUCGAAAAACGCAGGUCGAACAAGUACAAGCCAAAAUCGAAAAUAAUUUAGAGUUGCUUGGUGCUACAGCUGUAGAGGAUGCACUGCAGGAUAAAGUCAAAGAUACGAUUGAGUCACUCCGGUAUGCGGGUAUCAUAGUUUGGGUUUUAACCGGAGAUAAAAUUGAAACUGCUUUAAAUAUCGCGAGAUCGUGUGGCCAAAUUCCGGACAGUACGGAAACAUUCAUGAUAACCGAAUGUAAAGAAGAGUAUCAGAUCAAUCAACACAUGGAUAUGCUCGAUGACCAGUUGAUUUUGUUCCCAUAUCGUCCCUAUUCAUUGCUUGUCGAUGGAGCGAGUUUAAGUCUUUUAAUGAAACAUUGUCCAGAACGAUUCCGUGAUUUGGCGAUGAAAUGCCAAGCGGUUCUGUGUUGCCGCCUAAGUCCGUUGCAAAAGUGUCAAGUGGUCAAAUUAAUGAAAACGCUACCCAAUUCACCGGUCACAGCUGCGAUUGGCGACGGUGCAAACGAUGUGUCAAUGAUACGUGAAGCGCAUGUUGGCUUGGGAAUUUUGGGCAAAGAAGGACGACAAGCAGCUCUCUGCUCCGAUUAUUCGUUCACAAAUUUUUACAUGCUCAAAAAAAUACUUCUUGUUCAUGGUCACUUCUUUUCCUAUCGAUUUUCCAUACUGGUCCUGUAUUUCUUCUAUAAAAACCUCGUGUUCAUGCUUAUCCAGGUAUACUUCCAACUACACAACCAAUUCUCCGCACAAACCAUCUACGCCAGCAUAUUUCUAACAUUUUACAAUGUGAUGUACACAUCGAUGCCGAUUUUACUGCUGUCAAUCACAGAGAAACCAUAUCGUGAGGAUCAGCUGCUGAAAAAUCCAUCGUUGUACAUGGAAAACAGUGGCAAUAAGCGUAUCACAUGGAAAUAUUUCUUGGCCUGGAUCACAUUGGCCGUGUUUCAUUCGAUGGUCGUAUACUUCAUCGGUUAUGCAUUUUGGAUGGAAAACAAUAUGAAAACAAAUGAUCUCGAUUCGUUUGGUGCCUUCAUGAUUCACAACGUGGUAUUUGUGGUCACAAUAAAACUGUGGCUUAUUUCACGCUACCGAACAAUUAUAUUCGCUCUAGCUGUGUUUCUAUCAAUUUUUGCAUUUAUGUCAUCGACGAUCGUGUUUAAUUUGCUGCCAUUGCCGGGAUCAUUAUAUAAUGUUUACAAUCAUCUGGUGUUUUCAUAUGAAUUUUGGGUGUAUAAUGUGCUGAUUUGCUUUGCCGCAUUGAUACCCGACCGUGUGAUUACAGCCCUAAAAAUUUUCAAUAUCAAAGUCAGACCGACGGACACUAUUUCCGAUGGCUGGAACCGGCUCUUUAAGGACGCCAAAAAUAGUAGCAUGAAUCAAAGUACGAACAGCAACAGCGAAUCGACUUAUUUGUAAUAUACUUAUCAAUUUACCAGUGACAUAGCUUAUUGACACACCAAUGAUUCAGUUAAGUUACACUCAUGACAGUGCGAACAACAAAACAAAAUGACAAAAACUACUAGCACAAAAUGGCACAAAUUUUACAUUUUUGUCAAGAAUAAAAUUUAGGCAGUUUUAACAAAUCGACAAACCAAUUUCAAUCGCUUCGAUAGGAAUUCUGUACAAUAUUUAAAUUAUAUAUAUAUAUAUGUAUAUUUGUAUGGGGGGACAUUUUUACCACUCUCUGUAUUUUUGUAUGUGAAUUCUACUUACUUAUUAGAUAGGCAAAGCCAUUGAAUGUAUCAAAUAUUUAUUUUGAUUAAAACAUUAAUAACAAAUUGAAUGUAAAGAAAA